Coccidioides immitis RS is the source of this 480-nucleotide messenger RNA. RefSeq lists its product as uncharacterized. The coding region runs from base 1 to 480 and encodes 159 amino acids. The transcript is spliced from 2 exons. The record is from RefSeq and is a predicted model, not a curated record. NCBI's taxonomy places the organism in Eukaryota, Fungi, Ascomycota, Eurotiomycetes, Onygenales, Onygenaceae.
AUGGCUGCAAAAAGGAACCCGAAGAUUUUGGAACUCCCACAAGUUGCGCGCAAGAAGGGGGACACGAGCAAGACACGCAGGCUAGAGAACCUUGAACCCGUCGCGAACGAAACACGCAAGAAAGGGAAAAAGGAACAACGAGGAGCGAUAAAAAAGAAGCAGAGCGAGAAGGGAGGGGUUCUCUUGAGUGAUCAAAAGAGGGUACCAGAAAGAGGCGAAACCUAUCCCAAGAGCGGAGAAAAAUUACUAAGGGUACCAAAGAAUGUCUCUGGAAAGAGAACGAGGGGUUUUGCACCCGCGCGCAAGGUUAAAUUCGGUCUCAGCGAUUCCAAGAUCUCAGUCUCAGGUAACGAACGCGCUCGUAUCGCCCGAACACGCAGGCGGUCGUUGAAAGAACAGGCAUCCGCCGUUAAGAAGGUCUCCGACGAAAAACAAAUAAAAAUAAAAAAUAAAAAUAAAAAAAGGGGACAGGCGUGGUGA